AUGGCACCCAGCCACAGUGGCAAGAUCCUGAAGCCCCACUUCCACCAGGACUGGCAGCAGCGAGUGGCCGUAUGGUUCAACCAGCCUGCGAGACGCAGGAGGAAGACUCAACAAGCCAAGGCUUGCUGUACUGCUCUCUGGCCCAUGGCUGGGCUCAUUCGACCUACAGCGAGGCGCCCAACCAUCAGAUACAACAAAAGAGUCCAUGCUGGUAGAGGCUUCAGCCUGGAAGAGUUUAAGCUUGCUGGCAUUAACAAGAAGUCUGCCCAGGCUGUUGGAAUUUCAGUGGAUCCCUGGCAAUGCAACAAGCACACAGAGUCCCUGCAGGCCAACGUGCGGCAGCUGAAGGAGUACUGCUCUGAACUCAUCCUCUUCCUGCAGAAGCCAGCAAUGUCCAAGAAGGGAGGCAGCUCUCCUGAGCAACUCACGACGGCAGCUCAGCUCACCAGACCUGUCAUGCUGACCAAGAAUGCUCUCAGGCAGGAGAAGGUCUGUGUCAUCUCGGACAAUGAGAACCUCAGAGCCUUCGCCAGCGUGCCCAAGGCCUGGGCCAACGUCCUGCUCUUGAUUUGUGCACAACCUGCCAAAGAAGCGGUGAAACAGGAUGUGGAGAAGGAGAAAUGA
Molecule: messenger RNA, 624 nt
Organism: Pogoniulus pusillus (Red-fronted tinkerbird)
Lineage: Eukaryota; Metazoa; Chordata; Aves; Piciformes; Lybiidae
Product: large ribosomal subunit protein eL13-like
Biological process (GO): translation
Cellular component (GO): ribosome; cytosolic large ribosomal subunit
Molecular function (GO): RNA binding; structural constituent of ribosome
Source: RefSeq, a predicted model, not a curated record